This is a messenger RNA of Nematolebias whitei (Rio pearlfish), 589 nucleotides long. Its product is annotated as vasoactive intestinal peptide. The transcript is spliced from 6 exons. The coding region runs from base 131 to 589 and encodes 152 amino acids. Gene Ontology annotation, cellular component: neuron projection; perikaryon; extracellular region. The record is from RefSeq and is a predicted model, not a curated record. NCBI's taxonomy places the organism in Eukaryota, Metazoa, Chordata, Actinopteri, Cyprinodontiformes, Rivulidae. Gene Ontology annotation, molecular function: peptide hormone receptor binding; neuropeptide hormone activity. Gene Ontology annotation, biological process: positive regulation of penile erection; adenylate cyclase-activating G protein-coupled receptor signaling pathway; negative regulation of smooth muscle cell proliferation.
AUAAAACGGGAACUGAAGGCGAGCAGAGGAAAAGACCAGCAGUGUGGACAUACUGCAGCUGAUCGGGAUCAGGACUUUGGACAGCGCCAGAAAACUACAGAGCCAAAGAACACAACUUUCUUCAGAGCACAUGUGUAAAGCGAUGGUACAGCGGUCCGGCCCCCACCUGCUUCUCCUAAUAGCCCUGUGCAGUGUGUUAUACUCCCGGACUUUGAGUCUGCCUUACACAUCCAUGAGACCGACGAGACAUGCAGACGGUCUGUUCACCAGCGGGUACAGCAAACUCCUGGGUCAGCUUUCAGCGCGGAGGUACCUGGAGUCCCUGAUCGGGAAGCGCGUCAGCGACGAUGUGAUGGAGGAGCCGGUGAAGCGCCACUCAGAUGCCAUCUUCACAGACAACUACAGUCGCUUCCGAAAACAGAUGGCGGUCAAGAAGUACUUGAACUCUGUCUUAACAGGAAAGAGAAGCCUAGAAGAUCCUGGAACCAGUGAGCCGGAGGAGUCCAGAGACGAACCCAACACCUUCCAGGAGAGCUACGAUGACAUCAACGUAGAUCACCUUCUAAACAGCUUUCAGCUGCCACUUUGA